GAACUAUCGAUUGUUAUUGCAUUCUUUCAUGUUUGACUUUCUCUCUUUUAACAACCCAUCCAUUGUCUUAUUUUUUAUUUACACGCGACACUAUUUGUUUCAAUGCGCUGCUCGAAUUCACCCACACCACUCAUACUGAGUGCCCUGCUUGUAGGCACCUCGGUUUGGCCGUGCCAGGACCAUGCACCCGCGUCAAAACGGCGGCGCUGCAUCGGUCACAAGCCAGUGGCUGGGACUGCUGCUUCUAGUGUUGGAGCAGUCGUUCCACAAGUGUGUCGGCUGCGCCUGCUGCAACAACAGCAGCAGAAAUCGACUCAGAACCGGCUGUCAUCACAGCUGUUCGCCCUGGGCAAUCGCCACCACGAGUGCCAUUGCCGGAGCCGUUUCCACCCCGCAUCCUCUUCAAAGUCAGCCGUCAGCAGCGACGCAGUGCCCACAUUGGUGACUAGCACAUCAACUACGACAAAUAUUGUGUCGAGCUUACCGUCCACGACCCAUUCUUCGUCAGACGCGUCCAUUGCGACACGCGCGACUAUAUCGACCGUGGAUGUGGAAUCAGCGGCAUUAGUUGCCCAUACCACUACAUCAUCAAUCACAACCCAGUUCGCUGGCGGUGUAGUGGCUGGCGGUGGAGGCGGAGGCGAGCAGCCGGUUCUGGGAACCCCGUUGCCAAUCAGCGUCACCACAGCAACGAAGGGAAGCGGGGGGGUUUUGGAAUACGGCCAAUGUAUUCUGUUUGAAAGCCAGUGCAACACUAUGUGCUCGUACGGUGUGUUCUCGAUGGAUUGCGUUGACGGUGGCGUUUGCUUGUGCCACAAUGACGACCCGAACGACACAGAGACUGGGGCCGAGGUUAAUGGGGACGACAAGACCACUAAAUCUACGAGCCAUGCUGCGCACCAGCUUUCCGUGUGGGGCGUCUCUGCGCUUUCAUUGCCGGCGCUGGCUGCGCUUGUGGUGACAGCUGCGUUCUUUUAGUUACUCUCAACCCAACGUUUUCCUACUUGUUUUAUUUUUUGUUCCAUAUCAAUUUUCGGCGCAUUUUUCAAAUCGACCACGGCCAUAAGGAGCGGAAUACCAAAAAUGACCUGGCCCAACCUUCCGCUCACUGAAAAUAUAAUUUUAAUUUUACUGCUAG
Messenger RNA from Kickxella alabastrina, 1138 nucleotides. RefSeq lists its product as uncharacterized. The record is from RefSeq and is a predicted model, not a curated record. Bases 103 to 978 code for a protein of 291 amino acids. NCBI's taxonomy places the organism in Eukaryota, Fungi, Kickxellomycota, Kickxellomycetes, Kickxellales, Kickxellaceae. The transcript has a single exon.